CAAAAGUUCCCAUGAACUAAGUUUAAACAAAAUAUUAUGGGGUAAAACUUUGGAUUUCUGAAACUAAAUUUGAGUAAAUAUAUAUAAACAGCAGCAAUCGAGUAGAUGUUCAGUUUAAUUAAUCAAUUCCUUAAGAGUUCGAUGUCAUCAGAGUCAAAGGAUAUACGAAAGAAGAAACCUAAAGGUAGAAUGCCCGCGCAAAGUGCAGAACAACCAGAGGCAGGUGUACAUUCGACGUCGUCCGCCACUAGUCCAUAUAUUCCAGUGAAGGAACUAGAGGGGGAAAAAGCAGCGAGAGUUGGCCCCCACUGGUACAGUUUCGACCCCAAUGACACCUUCACUGACCGAGAUCCCAGCACACGAACAACACGGUCAGCAACUGUGACAGGGUCAACAUCGUCGCCAGAGAAGCAACGCUCAACAGUAUCACGAUUACCUAGAGAAUGCCAAGGUCUAAAGAAGCUGCACGUGUUUUUCUGGGAGUGUUUAAACAACGGUGACGUCAGCCCGAUGCACAUGGACUGGGUGGACGAGUCGGAGGGCGUGUUUCGUAUAAAGAACCCUGACAUCAUCGCCCAACUGUGGGGCACCGCCAAGGGAAACUCCAACAUGACGUCAGACAAGAUGGGCCGCGCCAUAAGGUAUUGUUAUACGAACAACACAUUGAUUAAAGUGACCGGAAACCAGAGAACUUACAAGUUCGGUCCCAGUGCUUUAAUUCGAAGAUAGACUGGAUUUGUAUUCGAUGUUUUCUAGUCUUGUGUUAAUGCAUUACGCUUGGAGAAGAUGUUACGAAGACGUUCAUUGGUCGAUGGGCGAGCAGCUUAAAUCCAAUGGAAUGUUACGAAGAUGUUUUCUAUCGUAAUGUGAACAACCAUUUUAAAGGUGCUUUUAUUUCUGUUAAUAUUCCGAUCUCCCCAUGUAUACGGCGAGACCGAUGAGAAAUAGAUGUAAUUGUAUUUAUUUGAAUCUCAAAACAAAUGUAUACACACGUCAGUUGUUUUACGUGCACGUGCGUACACACACACACACACACACAUACACACACACAGACACACACACACACACCACUACACACCUCACACACACACCCCACACACACACACAUGCAUACAUACAUACAUGCAUACAUGCAUGCAUACAUACACAUACAUGAGGCCAGAAAGUAUUUAAUUAUCCACUGCGCCUGUGCGUUAAUAUCUAUGUAUGUAACAGAAAACAUCGACAUGCAUACAAUAUAUAUAUAUAUAUAUUCAUACAUCAAUACAUACACACAUACGCACGCACGUAUGCACGCACACACUCAUUCAUACGCAUGCGCGUGUGACUGUUGUAAACUCAUCUGUAGAUCCUAUGUAUCAUGGUAUCAUGAUGUGUACUGUUUGUAGUCCGUAGUCUCUGUGAGACAAAUAUCUUCAUGUUCAUUGUAGAAUAAUACCAGUAGGUCUAGUAAUACUAGUAAUACUAGUAAAUACUACUACAUGUAGUAUUAAAUGUAUCUACUUUUGUUGCUUUAGAGCCACGUUUUGAUGACACUCAAUUCAAUUAACAAAAUUUUAAAUCACAAUCAAUACUGUGUAUACGAAGAAUGCACAUAGUGAAAAGUAUGUUAGUUAUUUGUUUAAAGAUACCUUCCCCCCCCCCCCCCCAUCCCUAUGCAUGCGCUGUAUUGAGCCUAGCUUAUACUCAACCCAGCGCCCUUCCCCAUCAAAAUGUUUUUCACACGUGUGAUGCUUUGCGUUAGUUUUCUUUAUUUUGGAUUUUUGUUGAUGUUUUGGAUUUUGUUAUUGUUGUUU
Molecule: messenger RNA, 1796 nt
Organism: Gigantopelta aegis
Lineage: Eukaryota; Metazoa; Mollusca; Gastropoda; Neomphalida; Peltospiridae
Product: ETS homologous factor-like
Exons: 5
Coding region: 106-729 (207 amino acids)
Biological process (GO): cell differentiation; regulation of transcription by RNA polymerase II
Cellular component (GO): nucleus
Molecular function (GO): DNA-binding transcription factor activity, RNA polymerase II-specific; sequence-specific DNA binding
Source: RefSeq, a predicted model, not a curated record